This is a messenger RNA of Xenia sp. Carnegie-2017, 754 nucleotides long. RefSeq lists its product as uncharacterized. NCBI's taxonomy places the organism in Eukaryota, Metazoa, Cnidaria, Anthozoa, Malacalcyonacea, Xeniidae. The record is from RefSeq and is a predicted model, not a curated record. The transcript is spliced from 3 exons. The coding region runs from base 70 to 681 and encodes 203 amino acids.
CGUAUCUUUUACAUUGACUACACGAACAUUAUCUACCAAAUUCAUUUGAAAAAGAAAAUUACAAGUGUUAUGAGGCUUCAACCAGGCUUACAACUUUCCAGUAUUGCAUUUGACUCAAAACAUGGGUAUCUAUUCUUGGCAGAAAGUACAGAACGUUUCUUAUGGUUAUGGAACAAGACUGCAAAUAAACAUCAUAUUUUUUCAGUUUCACUUCAGUCAAUAGCACAUGAUCUAACGCUUGACAUGGCUAAAGAGAAAAUUUAUUGGCGAGUUUCAAACGGAAAUGUUUUUUCUUGUGAUUACUACUCCCAUAAUGUAAUUGAUUUUGGAACUUCAGGAGGUCCCAUGGCUGUAUUUGGGGAUUUCAUUUAUAUCAUGACUAGUGUUGGACAAAGUGUCGUUAGUGUCCAUAACACGACAGAUCAACGUACGAGACGUAAAUUUUUUCUUCCUGUAAACAACAGUUAUCUUGACUUGGCUGUAGCUAUACACAGUAUCACUCCUGACUCAAACGCGACAAACACUUUUCGCUUUCCUUUUUGUGGACCCAACACAUACUAUCGUAAAAUUAAUGGAACAUUGAACUGCACGUGUAUGGAAGGAUACUCAGGAGAAUGUAACUCGUGCCAAGGUAUGGAUUUAUUACUGUCUUUAUCAAGAUCUUUUUAUCACGGAUCAUGAAUAAAGAGCAUCUCUGUGCAGUUUUAAAACUUUGUUCUCUGUCGAGAACUCUGAAGAGUUUUCUGUGCAUUUG